AUGCAGCAAGAAUUUGAUGUUCUUUUGGAAUAUUGGAUUCAAUUGCGCUUUUGUUUGAAUGAAGCUUGGGACACGUUGAUCUUAUCACCAGUUCACUGUAAAGUCCCAGGGGUUGCGUAUACACACCCUGAGGUUGCAUUUGUUGGGAAGAUGGAGGAGCAGAUGAAGGAAAUUGGUGUUGAAUACUGCAUCAGGAAGUUUCCUUUGCUGGCCAAUAGCAGGGCUAAGGUAAUAGAUAAUGCUGAAGGGUUGGUAAAGAUUUUGGCCGAAAAGGAGACAGACCAGAUAUUGAGAGUGCAUAUUAUAGCACCAAAUGCUGGAGAGCUCAUUCAUGAAGCUGUUCUGGCAUUACAGUAUGGUGCUGCAAGUGAGGACACAGCACAUGUUUGCCAUGCACAUCCAACAAUGAGCAAAGCGGUGAAAGAAGCUACAAUGGCUACUUUUGACAAGCCCAUUCAUAUUUAA
Molecule: messenger RNA, 465 nt
Organism: Arachis ipaensis
Lineage: Eukaryota; Viridiplantae; Streptophyta; Magnoliopsida; Fabales; Fabaceae
Source: RefSeq, a predicted model, not a curated record